This is a messenger RNA of Tripterygium wilfordii, 1077 nucleotides long. Its product is annotated as zinc finger protein ZAT4-like. NCBI's taxonomy places the organism in Eukaryota, Viridiplantae, Streptophyta, Magnoliopsida, Celastrales, Celastraceae. The record is from RefSeq and is a predicted model, not a curated record. The transcript has a single exon. The coding region runs from base 1 to 1077 and encodes 358 amino acids.
AUGGGUGAAUAUCAAGAAUUCAGACAUGAGUGCAAGUUCUGCAGGAAGAGGUUUCAAUGUGGUAGAUCCUUGGGAGGCCACAUGAGGUCUCACAACAUCAAUGACACUGAUGGCAAGCUAAACACAGAUCAUGAAUCCACUGGUUAUGGCCUCAGAGAGAAUCCCAGGAAGACUUGGAGGUUCACAGAUCAUUCAACUGAAGACCUUGACAGUACAUCAGAAGCCGAAGCUGCGGUUUCAAAUCGAAGAUCAAAAAGAAUAACAAGGUAUUGUAUGAUGACAACUGCAGAUUCUUCAUUGUCUUUAACUAACGCUUCCUCUUCUGUUACUGAUAUUGAGCAAGAACAAGAAGAGGUUGCAAUGUGCUUGAUCAUGCUAUCUAAGGAUGCGUGUAACCGGAGUCGUUUUGAGUUUCUUGCUGAGUAUUCUGAUAAUAAUUCUGUCUCUUUGGAUGCUCCCUCAUCCACUCAAACUAGUAAAAAUGCUAGUAAGAUUAUGAAACCUGAAGAUUUUGUUGAUGCUAUUAUGAAGAGAGAAAAAAUUGAGACCAACAAAACUAGACCAGAUCAAGCUAGUUAUGAUUCAAGCAAGAGAAAAUCGAGCAAUCAUUUCGAUCCUGAUUGCUCGAAGAGAUUCAGGAUCGAUGCUUCUGAUUCUAAAUUCUUCAAUAGCUCUAAUAAGAGAAAUAAAUUCGAGUGUACUAGUUGCAGCAAGACAUUCCGCUCUUACCAAGCUCUAGGAGGUCACAGAGCCAGCCAUAAAAAGAACAAAGGCUGCUUUGCGUCCGGAAUUAACAGCAGCAACAGCAGCACUGAAACUGCUGGCAGAAGUUCUGUCGAGCAUUUUAUCGAACACUGUGACAACAAGACUGAGAGAGGUGUCAGGACAAAGAAGAGGAGUGAAGGGCAUCAAUGCUCAGUUUGUCUCAAGGUUUUCUCUUCAGGCCAAGCAUUGGGUGGACACGAGAUCACAUUUAGUCCAUCAACAUUCAACAACCACCUCCAGAGAUUGGAAAUUUCAUUGCUCUCAAUUUUCCUGCUGCUCCUGUUGAAGAAGAGAACAAUGAGGAGCAAGUAG